UCCUCUUCGAGUUCCAAAUUCCAAUCGCAGAUCACCUCCCUUACUACGCCGCCGGCGCUUCUCCGUUUCACGCCAUCUCGAGAUGAUGCAGGCUUGCUGCAGACGCUCCGCACGCCGAUUCCUAGACCAAUCGCCGGCCAUUCCGGCCUUUAAUUCGAUCUAUCCCCUACCAUCCUAUGAUGGUGGGAGCGGUCGACCUCGGUGUGCAUCCACUGUCGCCGUCCACGGAACGGGGCAUCUUGUUCGCAAGGGAACUGGUGGAAGGUCCUCUGUUAGUGGAAUUGUUGCUACUGUAUUUGGAGCUACUGGAUUUCUUGGGCGCUAUGUUGUCAGCCAACUUGCUAAAAUGGGCUCCCAAGUGCUGGUACCUUUUAGGGGAUCUGAGGAUUCUCACAGGCAUCUCAAGUUGAUGGGUGACUUGGGUCAGAUUGUUCCCAUGGGGUACAAUCCAAGAGAUGAGAAUUCAAUUAAAGCUGUCAUGGCAAAGGCAAACGUGGUUAUAAAUUUGAUUGGGAGAGAAUAUGAGACAAGGAACUACAGCUUUGAAGAAGUAAACCAUGCGAUGGCUGAACAACUUGCAGCGAUUGCUAAAGAUCAUGGUGGCAUCACGAGAUUCAUACAAGUUUCAUGCUUAGGAGCAUCUUCCACUUCUCCUUCUAGAAUGUUGAGGGCCAAGGCUGCAGCAGAGGAAGCGGUCCAAAGACAGUUCCCUGAGACCACAAUUAUGAAGCCUGGAGUCAUUUUUGGUGCAGAAGACAGUAGCUUGAACAAAUGGGCACAAUUUGUCAAAAAAUGGAGUUUUCUUCCACUUUUUGGAGAUGGAUCAACAAAGAUUCAACCAGUAUAUGUUGUUGACGUGGCUGCUGCAAUUAUAGCUUCCUUGAAGGAUGAUGGAACCAGUAUGGGAAAAAUAUAUGAACUAGGUGGACCAGAGAUUGUUACUGUACAUCAACUGGCAGAACUGAUGUUUGACACAAUACGAGAACAUCCGCGAUAUGUAAAGAUUCCUUUCGCAAUUGCAAAGGCAAUUGCAGCUCCUCGAGAGUUGUUGUUAAAUAAAGUACCAUUUCCUUUGCCCACCCCAGGCGUCUUCAAUCUUGAUCAGAUUAACUCGCUCACUGUCAACACUUUAGUCUCGGAUAAUGCUUUGACAUUCGAGGAUCUCGGCAUUGUUCCUCACAAGCUGAAGGGUUAUCCCAUCGAGUAUCUUUUCUGUUAUCGCAGAGGUGGACCAAAUGUUGGCGCUACUGCCUUCCAAAAAGCAAAAGGAAUAUAUUAGCACGGCCAGAUGACAAACAGAUCUUUAACAUGAAGAUUUGUUGCAAUCACGUUGUCUUAGCUGUGGCAAACUUUUCUGUUUGGCGAGAGAUAUCGAACUCGAAUCAAGCAGUAGCGUACAUCAUUUUCUUGGGUGAUACCAUAAUUUAAAUAACAAAGUGAAAAGAGUGGUUCACCUGAUUCAAAUGUCAAGUGGCCAUGCCUUUUGCAGGCUUGCACAUUUCUAGCCAUUUUGAUCAACAACAUCCAUCUUUUGCACAUUUCAUUAUCUUUGAGCUUUUGUCAA
Molecule: messenger RNA, 1564 nt
Organism: Zingiber officinale
Lineage: Eukaryota; Viridiplantae; Streptophyta; Magnoliopsida; Zingiberales; Zingiberaceae
Product: NADH dehydrogenase [ubiquinone] 1 alpha subcomplex subunit 9, mitochondrial
Exons: 12
Coding region: 83-1279 (398 amino acids)
Cellular component (GO): mitochondrion
Molecular function (GO): protein-containing complex binding
Source: RefSeq, a predicted model, not a curated record